This is a messenger RNA of Spirometra erinaceieuropaei, 225 nucleotides long. NCBI's taxonomy places the organism in Eukaryota, Metazoa, Platyhelminthes, Cestoda, Diphyllobothriidea, Diphyllobothriidae. The record is from the annotation of a GenBank genome assembly.
AUGCCUGGAUUCUUGGAGGUGAUUAUGAACGUCGUCGAAGAUGCGACAAAUGUUUCCGGCGAGAAGGAAUGUGGGCCAGAAGGCGAUACGGUGGACCAGAACCCUAACCACAGUACGGAAGAAGAAGAAGAAGAAGAAGAAAAAGAAAAAGAGGAAGAAGGAGAAGAAGAGGAAGAAGAAGAAGAAGAAGCAGGAGAAGUACCAGGCGGAUCCCCAAAGAUCUAG